This is a messenger RNA of Chrysemys picta bellii (western painted turtle), 4780 nucleotides long. RefSeq names its product vasohibin 2 (gene VASH2). Gene Ontology annotation, biological process: regulation of angiogenesis. Lineage: Eukaryota; Metazoa; Chordata; Testudines; Emydidae. The record is from RefSeq and is a predicted model, not a curated record. Gene Ontology annotation, cellular component: cytoplasm.
GGCAGCCAAUAGGGGCGCUCGGACCGUCGGCGGCUGCCGGGUAACAUGGUUACGUGUCAGAGAGUAACAAUCAUGGAACAUGGAAUAAGGCGAAAGAGGCAGCCGCAGCAGCCCCAGCCUCCCGGAGAGUCCAUGGUGCAAUGAAUCCCGCUGCGACCAGAUUCAGCCCACAAGAGAAUAAACCCAGCAGCACUCACGCUGGCUAAUUUUAGCUAAUAACCACUCUGCCUGAUUGCUGUGGCAGCAAGUGAGAGAUGGAUAAGGUUUCCUUGUUGUGGCAUUGAACUAUAUACAUACUUCCUACUUGGACUGCUCUCGCAAUUCAAACCCAUCAUGACAGGCUCUACUUCCAAUGCCCACCACUGCCCCCAUCCCAAGGGAGCCAAAGGGGGCCGGUCAAGGAGCACCCAUGCACGGCCUGUCAGCACUGCCAACAACGGGGGCUCGGAAGAAGAAGACAAAGAUGGAGGGGUGCUUUUCCUCGUCAAUAAAAGUGGCUUCCCUAUUGAUGGGCAAACCUGGGAGAGGAUGUGGGUGCAUGUGGCAAAGGUGCACCCUGCAGGCAGAGAGAUGGUGGAGACAAUAAGGAAUGCUGCAUACCUGGCUAAACCUUCAGUGCCGCCAGUGCCAAACUACAGGCUCUCCAUGUCUAUCCCAGAAUGGCUUCAAGCAAUACAGAAUUACAUGAAGAUGCUGCAAUACAAUCACACAGGAACUCAGUUCUUUGAAAUUAGGAAAACAAGACCUCUAAGUGGGUUAAUGGAGACGGCAAGAGAAAUGACCAGGGAAUCCUUACCUAUCAAAUGCCUUGAAGCAGUUAUCCUGGGGAUAUACUUAACCAAUGGGCAGCCUUCCAUGGAACGAUUCCCAAUCAGCUUUAAAACCCACUUCUCAGGAAACUAUUUUCAUCAUGUGGUGCUUGGGAUUUACUGCAAUGGCCGGUACGGGUCACUGGGCAUGAGCAGAAGAUCAGACCUGAUGGACAAACCUUUGACCUAUCGAACUCUGACCGAUCUCGUCUUUGAAUUUGAAGAUUCCUAUAAAAAGUAUCUACAUUCAGUCAAAAAAGUAAAAAUUGGAUUAUACGUCCCACACGAGCCACACAGCUUUCAGCCCAUUGAGUGGAAGCAGCUGGUCCUCAAUGUAGCAAAGAUGAUGCGGACGGACAUAAGGAAGGAGCUGGAGAAAUAUGCCAGGGAUAUGAGAAUGAAGAUUCUAAAACCCUCAAGUGCCCACUCUCCAAUCAAAGAGAGAUCACGAGGCAAGUCACUGUCCCCUCGCCGAAGGCAAGUCAGCCCUCAGAGACGGGUGUGCAGAAGAGACAAAUCGCCUGCAGUGAUGGACAAGAAAGGGGGUGAUCUCACUACAUUGAAUGAAGUGGGCUAUCAACUACGCAUCUAACAAAGCCAUAGGCCAGAUGGAGGGCUUCCAUGGUGCUUCUCACUGCACAUUACCCUAUGCUCCGUUGAAAGAAAGGGGGGGUGGGGGAGAAGAGAAACCGGGACUAUUUAUUAAGAACUUGUGGAUUUUAUUUAAAGUUUCAUCUAGAAAAUAGAAAUUCUAGAAUGAUGGCAGUAUUAUUUUUUUAAAUUCGUGACAUCAAUGAAAAACUAAAUUAUCGACAGGAUUUCUUCCCCUCAUCAAAUAGGAGGGAACCACUGUGUGUUUUUUUUUUUUAAUUAAAUAAUUGUUUCUAAUCUAUUUAAUUGGCUUUUAAUAUUGUGCUCCAUUAGUAGUAUUAGGAGUGGUGAUGAAAUAUUUCUCGUUAGUGUUAACGUGCUGGGGUGCAGUCGGUUUAAACAUCAAGUCAAUAUUAAUUUUUAUUCAGCAAUAAAAAUAGCAGUGCAGAGGUGGAUGUGACUUUUUAAAGUGUAUUACCUCAGUAUACAAGAGAUAUGCAAAAUUGACAAUUUUAAUUUUAUAACCAAUUUGUACUGUUUUCCAGCAUUUCUGGGAGUACUAUGUAACUGCAUUAGAUGUACCCCGCCACUCUUUAUUAUGUGCAUGCCUAUGAAAAAGUGUAAGGUUUGAUGCAAGUGUCUUCUUGAAAGCACUGCUGUCUUAGAAAUACAGAGAACCAGUUGAGGUUUCUGUUUGGGUUUUUUAAUAACUGACCAACAAUGAAUUUUUAAAAUUUCAUAAUUUUUUUAAACUUUGUCACAAGCUUUUAAACUUUGCAGACUACAGUGUUAAAGCACAAGACCUGGAGAUCAUUGUUUUGUAGAGGCUAGCAUUUGCAUUGUAUUAACAGUCAAACUGUGUGUUCAGUCUCAGACUCACAAGGAAAUGUCAGAAUCAAUAGGCUUCCUUGAGAGUUUAUUUUUCUAUCCAUAUUUGUGUGUAAUUUUGAAUCAUUUUGUCUUUUGAAGGUUAAACAGUCUAAGGUGGUGAUGCCUUUGUGUCUUAUAUUAAGAUCAGACAUCACAACUUAGUUAGGGAAGGUUCUCCUUUAUAUGCAUUACAGUGACCUUUAAAAAGAGAUUCUUGUUAGAGUAGGCGUAGCAAUAAUGGUUGAUUUUUCACAUAUUUUUCAAGAACAAGUUUGUUUAUUCCUCCAUCCUUAUGGUGUCCUUUUGCUGAUGGAUUUAACUAGCACUACGGAUGUAUGGCUGGCUUUUCAAACCAGCUGAGCUCCCAUUUAGGGACCUAAUGGAAGUAGUCAGAUUUUUGAAGUGGCCAGAUUUUCAAAGUGCUCAGCACCCAGGAGUUCUCAUUGAACUCUGGGAGUUAGUGGGUGAGGAGUACUUGAAAGUUUAGCCACUUCAUUUAGGUACAUAUAUGGGAGCUGAGCUGUUUUGAAAAUCUAGCCUGUACACGGUAAGUCAUGCUUUUUAAAGUUUUAAAAAACAAACAAGCCAGAAACAUGGGGCACUGGUGCCUUUUGUCCUUCGGAUUUUCUGAGGAGAUGAGGUGGAGAGGUAAAGAAGACGACAAACAUAAUACUUACUAGAAUCUUACUAAGGCAUUUGGGCUUUUGGAACACUGUGAAUGAGCCAGUGAUGAAAUGGAUACAGAAGCAGAUGCCAACAGUAAUUUGAAGAAAACAUAGUCCUGCAUGGGAAAGCUUUUCAUACUGUGUAGUGGGCAAAUACUUAGAUAGCACAGGACAAGAUGACGAUACAAAAUAAGUGUUUCUGUUAUAAACGUUAAUAUAGCUUCCAUUAAAUAUAGCUUUCGGUUUAAUUCCAGUUAUACAUGAGACAAUUCAAAAGACUCCAAUAUACCUCUAUCAUACGAGAUGUAUAUGAAUAAAGCUUUAAUAUUGUGAGAAGUAGGAGCCCCAGAUUUUUAAUAAAUAUUUAGCUGUUAAAGAGAAGUCAGUCCCCAAAGUUGGAAUCGGAUUUUCCAUGACCUUGCAGCUUGCGUAGUCAUUUUUAGAUGUGCGUGGUGUAAGCACGACUACUCACUCUACACAGGUGUGAAUGCAGGUGCAAGGUCAUAGUCAUUUUGGUGGGGCAGAGAGAGGUGAAUUUUAUUAUAAAGUAAAAGUACUAAGGCAGUUGAUUUACUGUAAUGUCAGAUGGAAAAAUUUCCCAAGCAAGCUAUUGCAUAAACACUGAAUAAUGUACUGAUCUGUUGUCUGGCCUUUCUUAUGCCUGGAGGAAGAGAACAUGACUUUAUAAAAAGUCGUGGAAUUUUUGCAAUACACAAUCGUGAAGUAAGCUACAAAAUGACUGCCAGACUGGGGGCCCUUAAUUUAGUCUCUAAUCAGCCCUGGCAGGUCCUGCUGCAAUUGAACAGGGCUCCACUGAAACUGGCUAGGUUUGCUGCAGAUAUGUUUGGAGCUCAUUGCAAGCUUGAGGCUAUGUAUUUCCCCACUCUUUUUAGUUCCCUUCCCCCCCCCCCCCCAAUACCAAACAGACAAAAACCAGCUGGUAAUUUCUUUUCCUAAUUCACAUUUCAUUUUGGUUACUCAAAACGAUUCCCCCUCUGUCUGAAGAACAGCAGCGGUGAUGAUGACCUGACUGAAUUUAGAGGAUUUCCUUUUCCUGAGUUCUGGAGAGGGUUCCUUGCAGUGAAACAUCAUUACAGCCCACAACCUUUUUGUUUUGUGUAUUUAUCAAGUCUUAUUUGCUUUAAAAUAGGUUUUGACUAGGAUGGGGUUUGGGGGGGGAGGGAGGAGGUUAAGUGCCGGGGUAAAGAAUGGGAAAAAUCAUGGUUUGUAUUAGUGUAAAUUUUUAAGCCAUUAUGAUUAUCAAUAGAAUUUCAGUUCUAAAAUAUGUACUGCUCAGUGUUUUGUGACCUUGUAAGCAUCAGCCAACUGUUAGCUUACACAACAGGUUCCUCAUUAAUGAAGUGAUAAGGAAAAGAAGGUUUAGUUAAGCAACAGAAGCCUUGAUUUUAACUGCACUUUGGUGCCAUUAGAAUAUACUUGAUUUUGAAAAAAAAUGUUUUUCUACAGUACCCUGCCUAUUUUGCAUUUCUUCCAACUUGAUGAUGCGGUUUUACCGGCAUCCAGAGUAUUUUAGGUUACAUGGUUUAUCUGAACGUCUAACUUACUACACCGAAGCUUUUCUAAGCUAUAAAGCUGUGACAAAUUAUUUUGUACCUGGUUUGUUUUGAAGUAAUUUUAUUCAUUCUCUUUAAAUUUGCUCUUGCACUUGCAUUUUUGUCUUACCUUUAAAACUGAUUCCAACUGCCUGUUUUUCUAGCUCAUUGCAAACUUGUCAAAUGGUAUUCUAGAAGAAUACAUGUGCAUGGUUCCAGGUCUUGCUUUUCUCAUCACUUGUAUGUUUAUGUGCAGCAUGGAACUUUAAUAAAAUGUCUUGGUCUUUUUUUU